Drosophila novamexicana is the source of this 1594-nucleotide messenger RNA. It is a transcript of the gene lolal, whose product is annotated as longitudinals lacking protein-like. Gene Ontology annotation, molecular function: protein binding. Lineage: Eukaryota; Metazoa; Arthropoda; Insecta; Diptera; Drosophilidae. Gene Ontology annotation, cellular component: nucleus. The record is from RefSeq and is a predicted model, not a curated record. Gene Ontology annotation, biological process: regulation of transcription by RNA polymerase II. The coding region runs from base 230 to 613 and encodes 127 amino acids. The transcript is spliced from 4 exons.
CGUCGGAAAAGAGAAAAAAGAAAGCAGCAAAGCAAGCAUUAGCGAAAGCAGAGCGUGUACAGAAGAACUCAAGGGAAAUAGUUUGAAAACACUGAACCGAAGUAAAGAGCUAUUCUAUUGGAGUCAUUUUGGCCGCGCGUCUAAAUUUUCAAUUCUCCUGCCUGUAACAGAACUGUGAGCGCGCGUUUCCCUUUAACGCUCCCCCAGCUAUAAUAACAAAAGCUUCUACAUGAUGUCGUCGGACCAACAGUUUUUUCUAAAAUGGAACGAUUUUCAAACGAAUAUGGUGACCUCGUUCCGUCACUUGCGCGAUGAGAAGAGCUUCACAGAUGUAACACUCGCCUGCGAAGGCCAAACCUGCAAAGCACACAAAAUGGUGCUUUCAGCUUGCAGUCCCUACUUUAAGGCGCUAUUGGAAGAGAAUCCCUCGAAGCAUCCCAUUAUCAUACUGAAAGAUGUGUCCUACAUACACCUGCAGGCAAUACUGGAGUUUAUGUAUGCCGGCGAAGUAAAUGUGUCGCAAGAGCAGCUGCCGGCAUUUCUUAAAACCGCCGAUCGACUCAAAGUGAAAGGUCUGGCAGAGACACCUAGUUCUAUAAAGCGGGAGGGUUGAUGGUAUUUAAACAAAUAAAAACAAAUAAACACAACUAUAAGAACUUAUAUAUGCAAGCAAGAAAACAAAAUUCCAACAAAAGAAAGAAAAUAGUGGAACAUAGCAAAACACCAUUUGAGAUAUACACACAAGGUUCAUUUCAAAAACCAAUGCACACCCACAGGCACACAAAGUUGACAGAUAUACGAUAGUUCAAACAAAAAGUAACGUUUACGAUUUUAUGAGUCCCCUCCUACCCUCACCUCCUUUAUAGAUCAACAGAUUUGCAAUAUUUAUGAACACUGUCGACCCAUUGAAUUUGAUUUGAAUCGUAUUUUUAAUUUCAUCAUAAAAUAGUUUGUAAUAUACUAUUCUUAAAAAUAAACAAAGAAAAAAAAACACUGUAUAAAAAGCAAAAUAUGGACAACCCUACAAAACAAAAGAAUGAGAAAACUACGCACUUUUGUAAAGUAAUUAAAAGAGAAUUCAUAAAAAAAAAUAUAUAGAAACAUAAUUAUACAUAAUAUAAUGUGAAAAAAAUGUGCAAGUAGAACGUUAAAAAUCAUCCGCAUGGCCGCGAAUAUUUACAACACAUUCAGUUAGAUUUUAAGCAACUUACUAAAAUCCACAUGUCACGCUCUUCACACACACACACACACAACACACACACACACACGACACACACUCAAGGACAGAAAGAAAAAUAUUAAUUAUGUAUAACUAAACACCUUACUUAACGCAAAAUUUUAAGUACUUUAAAUUGUUCUAAAACAUUAUUCAGCAUUCAUACCAUAAAAUAUUUGUAACAACAACAACGUUUACCGAUUGCGAUAUGAAGAUAGAAACUUGUAUGUGAAGCUAUCAAUUCUACUUAGUUUUUUAAAUAAACUUGAAAAAAAAAAAAACAAAAUAAUUAAAAACAAGAGAAAAGCGAUACUUGAAUAUUAUUACAUAAAGUAAAAUAUUUAUAUGUAUGUAUAUGUAUACAUGUGAGCAUAGAUU